Messenger RNA from Macrosiphum euphorbiae (potato aphid), 630 nucleotides. The record is from the annotation of a GenBank genome assembly. NCBI's taxonomy places the organism in Eukaryota, Metazoa, Arthropoda, Insecta, Hemiptera, Aphididae.
AUGUUAGGGCAAGUAGAAUCGUAUGUGCCUGGUGAUGAUUUUUGUGAAUACGCGGAACGUUUAGAACAAUAUUUUGUUUUAAAUGAUGUUAAAGUGGAUAAAAAAGUUGCAUUUUUGUUAACAUUCAUCGGUCAAGAAACGUAUUCAAUAUUGAAAAAACUAUUAUUUCCGGGUGAUCCAGUAAAGAAAACGUUCGAGCAGCUGAUAGCAGUUUUGAAAAGUCAUUUUACUCCUGAAGUAAAUGAAAUAUCUGAACGUUAUAAGUUUUUCAAGGAAGAUCAGAAGUCGGGUCAACCGAUGUCAGAAUAUAUAGUAGAAUUAAAAGCAAAAGCGCAAAAAUGUAAGUUCGAAACCUUUUUGAAUCAAGCGUUACGCGAUCGUUUAGUAUUUGGAGUAUGUGAUAAUAAAUUACGUGCCAUACUGUUGAAAGAGUCAACAUUGACGUUUGAAUCAGCUUGUACCAUAGCUAUAAACUGGGAAUUAUCUGAAAAAGAUGUAAAAGGUCAGAGUAUGAAUCAGUUUACAGUGCGACCAAAAAGCAGUAAUUUUCAUACAAACCGGUCAAAAAGUGUCGAUAAAAGGGACGGCAAAUGUACUAGAUGUGGUGGAUCACAUUUUAGUAAGGAAUAG